Megachile rotundata (alfalfa leafcutting bee) is the source of this 2942-nucleotide messenger RNA. It is a transcript of the gene Gdi, whose product is annotated as GDP dissociation inhibitor. Gene Ontology annotation, biological process: vesicle-mediated transport; protein transport; small GTPase-mediated signal transduction. Gene Ontology annotation, molecular function: Rab GDP-dissociation inhibitor activity. Lineage: Eukaryota; Metazoa; Arthropoda; Insecta; Hymenoptera; Megachilidae. The record is from RefSeq and is a predicted model, not a curated record. Gene Ontology annotation, cellular component: cytoplasm.
UACGACUGUCAAUCGCGUCGUAAAUAACGCAUUACGUCUAUAAAUCAUCGGAAAAUGACGGAUGGCAAGAACCUAGGGAGAGCGUAACGCUGCAGUAGCUCCACCAGCAGUAACAGAACCACUAUCGUUGCUCUACUAGCAGCUCCGUCAUCGGUAGAGAGCGAAAGAACGAGGUCUUCCGUUCCGGCAUAAUAGUCGUGCGAGUUGGCAGACGCGCGACCGUGUGCUAUAGUUUCGUGAUUUUUUAUAUCAUUCCCAGGACAAAUUUUUGCAAGGAUUUUGCAAACGUACAUUUUGUGCUGUGAUCUAUCUCCGCAUUUCAAGGAUGAAUGAAGAAUACGACGCGAUCGUCUUGGGUACCGGGCUCAAGGAAUGCAUACUUUCGGGUAUGCUAUCGGUCAGUGGAAAGAAAGUACUCCACGUAGAUCGUAACAAGUAUUAUGGUGGUGAAUCUGCCUCGAUCACGCCCUUGGAAGAUCUAUUCGCGAAAUUCAAAGCCCCGCCACCGGAUGAAAGUUACGGUCGUGGUCGAGACUGGAACGUUGAUUUGAUACCCAAGUUCCUGAUGGCGAACGGUUUACUGGUGAAGCUGUUGAUCCACACGGGUGUAACUAGAUAUCUAGAAUUCAAAUGUGUCGAAGGAUCGUACGUUUAUAAGUCAGGAAAGAUCUCAAAGGUGCCGAUCGAUCAACAGGAAGCCUUGUCCAGCGAUCUGAUGGGCCUUUUCGAAAAAAGGCGCUUCCGCAGUUUCCUUAUAUGGGUGCAGAAUAUGCAGGAAGACGACCCCAAGACUUGGGACGGCUUCGAUCCAUUUAAUAAUAAUAUGAGCGCUUUGUACAAUAAGUUUAAUCUCGAUAAAAAUACUCAGGAUUUCACUGGACACGCAUUAGCACUUUAUAGGGACGAUGACUAUAUAAGCCAAAGCGCAAUUACUACUAUAAGAAGGAUUAAAUUGUAUAGUGAUAGUUUAGCGCGUUACGGGAAAUCGCCGUAUCUCUAUCCUAUGUAUGGUUUAGGUGAACUUCCUCAAGGUUUUGCACGGCUUAGCGCCAUUUACGGUGGGACGUACAUGUUGGAUAAGCCAAUCGACGAAAUCGUGAUAAAAGAUGGAAAGGUCGUUGGUGUACGUUCUGGCGAUGAAGUAGCUCAAUGCAAACAAGUAUUUUGUGAUCCCACAUAUGUACCUGAUCGCGUAAAAAAAGGAGGUCAGGUCAUAAGAUGCAUUUGCCUCUUAGACCAUCCUAUAGCAAAUACAGGAGAUGCUCUUUCGACACAAAUUAUUAUUCCUCAAAAACAAGUUAAUCGUAAUUCCGAUAUCUACGUAUCGUUAGUAUCUCAUACUCAUCAAGUGGCGGCAAAAGGAUGGUUCAUAGCCAUGGUGUCUACUACCGUUGAAACGAAGAAUCCUGAGGCUGAGAUCAAACCUGGUUUGGAUCUUCUUGGACCCAUCAGACAAAAGUUCAUAUCAGUCUCCGAUUAUAUGGAACCGACCGAUAAUGGUCUGGACAGUCAAAUAUUCAUAUCAACGAGUUACGACGCGACAACGCACUUUGAAACUACUUGCUUAGAUGUAUUGGAUAUAUUUAAACGAGCUACCGGAGAAGAAUUCGAUUUUAACAAAGUUAAGAAAGACCUAGGCGAUGAAGAUCAGUAACCGUAAAACGGUUACGAUUAUUGGUCAUUUUCGCAACUAGUUCAUCCUGAAUUUAAAAGAAAUACGGAACACAAGUGAGCAAUGUAAUUCAAUGCGUAAAUCGACUACGUCGGUAUUUAUCUCUUCGAGUCUCGAAGCAGAUGCGAUCUGUUAAUAGACUCAUGCCUAAUAAGAUUAGAUUCUCUCGAACAGAGAAUAAUCACAGAACAUUACGCAAAAUUUAUUUUUCAAAUUUGUCUCCAUCUUGUUCUACCAACUGCCCUUUUUUACAUUUUUGUCCUGGAGUACGCGUGUACACAAAUUUUCACGAAAAUUGAUAUUAGAACUUGUACCAUUCGUCGUCUGAAUAUUUUUGAUCAAUUUUGAACGAAUCACAGAAAAAUACAAUUUGAGUGUAUCUAUUAAUCAACAGCGAAGAUUACCGCGACUUUAUAAAUGUAUUAUAUUUUAACUAUAAUUAUUAAAGAAAAAUAAUAAAGCAAAUUGUUUAUUCGGAAUGUAAAAGUUACACAGUCUUGUAGUCCUUAUUGCUAUUCGCAGUAGUUAAAAAAGUUCCGCGUAACGACACGAGGUACAAGAUAAAGAUAAUUUAAGAAAGUGAAUUCUACAUGCAGACAUAUAAAUAGCAUGCCGCGGUUUAGCACUAGAAGAUACUGCACAUUUAGUUACAAUAUUUGACAUUUUAAAAAUGUAUGUUUAAAGAAAUGCAAAAUAAAUGUGUAUAAAUUAUACUAUUUGAAAAAAAGUAAUCACCUGUAAUAAGAAAACAUAACAGGACACAAUUUUAUGUCGAACUAUUAGAAAUGAAAAAUUGAAAAGCGGCCAAGCAUUUAAAUAUAAAUUAAAUAGAUAUAUUAUAUAUGUAUAAAUAUACUUUCUCAUUCUGAAAUAUAAAAGAAUGGGAACAUAGAAAAGAUGAAGUCGUUGAAACGUUGUUAUUUUAUGUAAACUUGAGAAUCAGAAUAUUUCCUUGUCUAAUAUUUAUAACGUGGUCAUAUCCAAUGAAGAAGCCAUAAUUAAGAAAAUCUGGAAAAAGACAAGUAUGCACAGAUGCGUAUUAUUUUUUAAAUUGCUAUACGUGUGCAUUUAAUUAUGCGUGAAUGUUUUGUUAACGAAUGAUCGGCUAUUUCUAGCAAUUUUUAUUUCGCUUGCAUUUUCGCUUAAAGUCAUAAAUGCAUUUGUAUUCCAUAUAAAAAAAGUACACGUUCUCUAUUAUUUUCUCUAAAGCAUUAUUCAUAUAAUUGUAAUGUCACAGUCGUAAAAAAAUAAAUAAUAUUAUAUUAAUUUC